Molecule: messenger RNA, 1191 nt
Organism: Pocillopora verrucosa
Lineage: Eukaryota; Metazoa; Cnidaria; Anthozoa; Scleractinia; Pocilloporidae
Product: creatine kinase M-type-like
Biological process (GO): phosphocreatine biosynthetic process
Molecular function (GO): creatine kinase activity
Source: RefSeq, a predicted model, not a curated record
AUGGCUUUUACUCUUCAGAGGUUUAGAGAUCUUUUAGGCAAUCCUUAUGCUGUGAUUGGGGUUUGUGUAGCAGUAAGUGUGACAGCCUACUUUACUCUCAGCAGUCACCAUCCAAACUAUCCAAGGAAAAAGCGUCGCAUGAGCAGCUUUCCGGACCUCACAAACAACAUAACUAUCAUGGCAAAGUAUCUUACACCAGACGUAUUCUCCAAGUUGAAAGACAGGGGCACGACUAAAAAUUAUGAUAUAGAGCAACUGAUCGAGUCGGGUCUAGGUUCAGUUGGCUCCAGCUCACUCGCUGGAAACCCAGCGGGGCUGCUAGCGGGAGAUGAAGAAUGUUACGAUGUUUUUAAUGAGCUCAUGGACCCUGUCAUUAGAGAGCUACAUGAGGUGGAUCAGAAUUUCAGGUCAGAAAUUAACUUGGAUUGGGAGCAAAUCAGAGGUGGAAAGCUGUAUGGAUCAAACGUGCUAUGCUGCAGAUUGAGUGGUAGAAGAAAUAUAGAAGGAUACCGAAUGGUUCCCGCCAGCCGAGCAACAGAACUAUUAGAUGUGAGUCACCCGAUAGUGACAACAUUGGAGUCUAUUUGGGAAAACAUCGGGGACUCUUUUCUCUCGGUGUCAUGGCAAAACAGUAAUUCUGCGAUGGAAGAGUAUGGAUCAAGCUUUGUUUCACUGCCGCCCCAGCUGUCACGCGAUUGGCCUCAUGGAAGGUUCGUGUGGUUAGCUGAGAACAGACAAUGUCAGAUAUUCAUAAAUUUCGAGGAUCAUUUGAAGGUUGUCAUAACUCAAACUGGCGGUGAUAUACAAAGGGCAUUCAGGCGAUACAGCGAAAUACUCUCAAGUAUAGAGGAAGGUUUAAAACGAAAUGAAAAGAAGUUCAUGUGGAGCUCAAAAUAUGGAUAUUUGACAAGCUCGCCACAUAACAUCGGCACAGGACUUGAGGUGGAAGUAGAAGUUCGGCUGUCAAAACUCUGCAAGGAUCCAAGAUUUGAGCGCAUUAUACAUGUACUCCCAGUGAAGCUAGACGAGGCAGAUCCACAAGCUCAAGACGUGUUCUGCAUACGAAAUAAAUACAAAAUGCAGCUGACGGAGGUUGAUAUUCUUCAACAAGUUAUCAACAGUGUGACUUUACUAGUUGAAAUUGACAAGAGAAUUCAUCGGGGAGAGAACAUCCGGGAUUUAUUGCCGUAG